AUGUCUGUUACUUUGGAACUCCCUUUGGCUCUUCACAUCCUCGAAGCUCACCUCGCUGAGAACAAGUAUAUUGCCUCUGAUAAGGCUACUGAGGCCGAUGCUGCUGUUGCCAAGGCUUUGGGUGCUGCCCCCGCUGCCGAAUUCACCAACGUCAACAAGUGGUACACUGAAGUCAAGCCCUCUGAAGCUGCUGCCCCCGCUGAAGCUGCUGCUGAGGAUGAGGAUGAUAUCGACCUCUUUGGUUCCGAUGACGAGGAAGUUGAUGAGGAAGCCGAGAAGAUCAAGGCUCAACGUAUUGCUGAAUAUAACGCCAAGAAGGCCAACAAGCCCAAGACCAUUGCUAAGACCACCGUCACUCUUGAAGUUAAGCCUUGGGAUGAUGAGACCAACAUGGAGGAAUUGACCGCUGCUGUCAGAGCUAUUGCCAUGGACGGUCUCCUCUGGGGUGGUUCUCAACUCGUUGCCAUUGGUUACGGUAUCAAGAAGCUUCAAAUCAACUGUGUUGUUGAGGAUGAUAAGGUCAUGAUGGAUGAUUUGUGUGAUGCUAUCACUGAUUUGGAAGAUUAUGUUCAAUCCGUUGAUGUUGCUGCUAUGCAAAAGAUCUAA
Messenger RNA from Mucor velutinosus, 606 nucleotides. RefSeq lists its product as uncharacterized. The record is from RefSeq and is a predicted model, not a curated record. Gene Ontology annotation, cellular component: cytosol; eukaryotic translation elongation factor 1 complex. Gene Ontology annotation, biological process: translational elongation. NCBI's taxonomy places the organism in Eukaryota, Fungi, Mucoromycota, Mucoromycetes, Mucorales, Mucoraceae. Gene Ontology annotation, molecular function: guanyl-nucleotide exchange factor activity; translation elongation factor activity. The transcript has 3 exons. Bases 1 to 606 code for a protein of 201 amino acids.